ACACACACACACACACACACCCCGGCAGGCUCGUCUGAACUUGAAGACACCCCACAUUCCAAGAUGCUCGAGGUUCCUGGGAAUGCCCGGGGUCCUUCGAUUCGGAAAAUCCUACCGGCAUCCUCCUAGGGAGGGAUUAUCUUUUUUUUUUUUUUUUUAAUCUGGAAGAGAAGAGAGCAAGUUAUGCUUUUCCCCCCUUCUUCAUGCUAAAUGCCAUGGAUAUAACUGAAUAAGCGGCUCAGGGUUCUCCCCGCGUGGACGUCCGAGGCCACCAUCUGCCCGCAUUCGCCGGAGCCGGAGGGUUUAGCUCGAGCCUGUCUCGGGCUGGGAAGGAUGCGUGGCCGAGCCAGGGAGCCCGGGCGCCCCGCGGAGCCGGCCUCAGUGCCUCCCAGCCGGGGGUAGAUGCUGCCUCGCCCAGGCACCGUGGCCUGAGUGACCAGACCAUGGAGACCCUGCUUGGUGGCCUGCUGGCGUUUGGCAUGGCAUUUGCCGUGGUUGACGCCUGUCCCAAGUACUGUGUCUGCCAGAAUCUGUCUGAGUCACUGGGCACCCUGUGCCCCUCCAAGGGGCUGCUCUUUGUGCCACCUGACAUCGACCGGCGGACCGUGGAGCUGCGCCUGGGUGGCAAUUUCAUCAUCCACAUCAGCCGCCAGGACUUCGCCAACAUGACGGGACUGGUGGACCUGACCCUGUCCAGAAACACUAUCAGCCACAUCCAACCCUUCUCCUUCUUGGACCUCGAGAGCCUCCGCUCCCUGCACCUCGACAGCAAUCGGUUGCCGAGCCUCGGGGAGGACACUCUCCGGGGCCUGGUCAACCUGCAGCACCUCAUCGUGAACAACAACCAGCUGGGCGGCAUCGCGGAUGAUGCCUUUGAGGACUUCCUGCUGACGCUGGAGGACCUGGACCUCUCCUACAACAACCUCCAUGGCCUGCCCUGGGACUCCGUGCGGCGCAUGGUCAACCUCCACCAGCUGAGCCUGGACCACAACCUGCUGGACUACAUUGCCGAAGGUACCUUUGCUGAUCUGCAGAAACUGGCCCGCUUGGACCUCACCUCCAACCAGCUGCAGAAGCUGCCCCCGGACCCCAUCUUUGCCCGCUCCCAGGCUUCUGCUCUGACAGCCACACCCUUUGCCCCGCCCCUGUCCUUCAGUUUCGGGGGGAACCCUCUGCACUGCAACUGUGAGCUUCUCUGGCUGCGGAGGCUCGAGCGGGAUGAUGACCUGGAGACCUGUGGCUCCCCAGGGGGCCUCAAGGGUCGCUACUUCUGGCACGUGCGCGAGGAGGAGUUUGUGUGUGAGCCGCCCCUCAUCACCCAGCACACGCACAAGCUGCUGGUCCUGGAGGGCCAGGCGGCCACGCUCAAGUGUAAAGCCAUCGGGGACCCCAGCCCCCUUAUCCACUGGGUAGCCCCUGAUGACCACCUGAUGGGGAACUCCUCGAGGACUGCGGUCUAUGACAAUGGCACCCUGGACAUCCUCAUCACCACAUCUCAGGACAGUGGUGCCUUCACCUGCAUCGCUGCCAAUGCAGCCGGAGAGGCUACAGCCACGGUGGAGGUCUCGAUCAUCCAGCUGCCACACCUCAGCAACAGCACCAGCCGCACUGCACCCCCCAAGUCUCGCCUCUCAGACAUCACGGGCUCCAGCAAGACCAGCCGGGGAGGUGGAGGCAGUGGGGGUGGGGAGCCCCCCAAGAGCCCCCCAGAACGGGCUGUGCUCGUGUCUGAAGUGACCACCACCUCGGCCCUGGUCAAGUGGUCAGUCAGCAAGUCAGCACCCCGGGUGAAGAUGUACCAGCUGCAAUACAACUGCUCUGAUGAUGAGGUACUGAUUUACAGGAUGAUCCCAGCCUCCAACAAGGCCUUCGUGGUCAACAACCUGGUGUCAGGGACCGGCUAUGACUUGUGUGUACUAGCCAUGUGGGAUGACACGGCCACAACGCUGACGGCUACCAACAUCGUGGGCUGCGCCCAGUUCUUCACCAAGGCUGACUACCCACAGUGCCAGUCCAUGCACAGCCAGAUCCUGGGUGGCACCAUGAUCCUGGUCAUCGGGGGCAUCAUCGUAGCCACGCUGCUGGUCUUCAUCAUCGUCCUCCUGGUGCGCUACAAGGUCUGCAACCAUGGGGCCCCCGGCAAGAUGGCAGCGGCUGUCAGCAACGUGUACUCGCAGACCAUGGGGGCUCAGCCACCACCUCCAGGCAGCACACCCGCAGGGGCCCCGCCGCAGGUCCCACCGAAGGUGGUGGUGCGCAACGAGCUCGUCGAAUUCACAGCCAGCCUGGCCCGAGGCAGUGACUCCUCUUCCUCCAGCUCCCUGGGCAGUGGGGAGGCUGCAGGACUGGGACGGGGCCCCUGGAGGCUCCCACCCCCUACCCUUCGCCCCAAGCCCAGCCUUGACCGCCUAAUGGGGGCCUUUGCUUCCCUGGACCUCAAGAGUCAGAGAAAGGAGGAGCUGCUGGACUCCAGGACUCCAGCUGGGAGAGGGUCUGGGACGUCGGCCAGGGGCCACCAGUCGGACCGAGAGCCACUGCUGGGGCCCCCCGCGGCCCGGGCCAGGAGCCUGCUCCCCUUGCCCCUGGAGGGCAAGGCCAAACGCAGCCACUCUUUCGACAUGGGGGACUUUGCGGCUGCGGCUACAGGAGGGGUCGCCCCUGGUGGCUACAGCCCCCCUCCUCGGAGGGUCUCGAACAUCUGGACGAAGCGCAGCCUCUCUGUCAAUGGCAUGCUCUUGCCCUUUGAGGAGAGUGACCUGGUGGGGGCCCGGGGGACUUUCGGCAGCUCUGAGUGGGUGAUGGAGAGCACGGUGUGAGCCCAGGGGUGGGCAUGCUCUCUCCCUGCUUGCGGGGCGGGAGGAGAAGGGAAAAGAAUCUUUACU
This is a messenger RNA of Carlito syrichta (Philippine tarsier), 2882 nucleotides long. RefSeq names its product leucine-rich repeat and fibronectin type-III domain-containing protein 2. Lineage: Eukaryota; Metazoa; Chordata; Mammalia; Primates; Tarsiidae. The record is from RefSeq and is a predicted model, not a curated record. Bases 444 to 2816 code for a protein of 790 amino acids. The transcript has 3 exons. Gene Ontology annotation, molecular function: protein binding. Gene Ontology annotation, cellular component: cell surface; postsynaptic density membrane.